AGGGCAAUACAGUUAUUAACCCACCAACCAAUAUUCCUCCUCCUGCUUCCUACAAGAACAAGAACAAGCAAAGCAAAAGCAAAGAAACACAGAAAACACAAAAAUGGUGGGAGAGAGACUUGGAGAGCGCAUAAAGGUGAGAGAAGAGCUUAUCAAGAAAGCUUGUUCUCUUUCUUUCAAAGCUCACAAGUCUCCUGGGAAGCCAUAUCUUCUUGAGAAAGUCCGCGGCAGAGCGUUGCCGGAGGUCAUUUUCGUCUUUUCAGGAUCAUGGUCUAUUGGUGAUUGGUUCAGUAGUACUAGUGGCAAGGCUUUUGGAGAAACUAAGGUUGAUCUGGAUUUGUUUCCUUCACUUAGGAAUAUCGGCAACGUCGAUGAAGUGGCCGCGGUCAACGAGGCAUUUUUUCGAAGAUUUGCGGAAAUUCUCCGGACAUCUUCGUUUAAAAACGAGGUGAAUAAAGCAGUGACAGACAAGAAGCAAAUAGUAUUUGCAGGCCAUUCCUCAGGUGCUGCAACAGCCAUUCUAGCAACCCUCUGGUUCUUGGACCAUAACCUUCAUGUUCAACCAAACAAAACUCAAAUCAUCACUCCCCUCUGCAUUACUUUCGGUUCCCCAUUACUCGGGGAUCGGAUCUUCCCCCACUCCCUUCGCCGCGAAAACUGGGACAACUUUUUCAUACACUUCAUCACCAAACACGACAUCGUCCCUCGCAUAACUCUCUCUCCCCCCUCCUCCAUCCAACAAGAUUUCCAAAAAUUUCUCAACAUUCUCAAAACAAAAUCUCCAAUCACCACACACGAAAACGUUUCCAACUUUUUCGUUACUGUAAUGAAGAAUGUACAAUCUGUUACAAGCCAUGCAGCUUGUAAUAUGAUGGGGUCCACAAAUCCGCUCCUCCAAACUAUUACUAGUUUUGUACAACUCAGCCCUUAUAGGCCUUUUGGAACCUAUAUUUUGUGUUCGGGGAAUGGAAAGCUUGUUGUGGUGGAGAAUUCUGAUGCAGUGCUGCAACUACUGUUUUAUAGUUGUCAGUUGAAGAGUGGACAGGAAAUCGAAGAGGUUGGUUAUGAGAGUUUGAAAGAACAUUCUGGAUAUGAAAAUGAAUUGGAAGGGAGUUUAGAAAUGCAAAAUGUGGUUUAUUUGGAUAAUUACUUGAAAGAGGUUCCUCUGUCUUCGGAUGCCAGUGUGGUUGGUGAGGCAGCCACUGUUAAUGCAGCCUUGAAUGAUCUCGGCCUGAGCACAAGAGCACGGUUGUGUCUUCGAGCUGCAGGAGAAUUACAAGAGCAAAAGCAGAGAAACGAAAGAAAGAUAAAUUCAAACAAAAAAGAGAUUGAAGAAAAACUCAAAAUCAUACAAGAUUACCAAAAAGGGUGCACACUCCGCAAGGUUGGAUAUUAUGAUACCUUCAAGAUACAGAAAGACGACAGGGACUUCCAUGCAAACGUCAGGAGGGUCGAGCUGGCGGGAUUGUGGGAUGAGAUUAUCGAAAUGUUAAAAAGGUAUGAACUCCCAGACGAAUUUGAGGGUCGAAAAGAGUGGAUAGAGUUGGGAACUAAGUACAGAAGAUUAGUAGAGCCUCUAGAUAUUGCAAACUAUUAUAGACACUCGAAGAAUGAAGACACCGGACCUUACUUGGUCAAGGCUAGGCCAAAACGCUAUCGAUACACACAAAGGUGGCGCGAACAUGCUGAGAGAAUGGCGCAAGGGUCCAGCUCUGAAUCGUGUUUUUGGGCUGAAGUGGAGGAACUAAAAAGUCGAAACAAACCAGAUGAAGACAUGGGAAAGAUUUUGGAAUUAGAGAAAGAUUUAUCUGCGUGGGUUGAACGUGGCGAGAUUGGCAGAGAUAUGUUCUUGGGUGAGUCGACAUUUGCCAAGUGGUGGAGAGAGCUCCCUGAGGGACAUAAAAGAGGAUCAUGCCUUGCUCAGUUUAUGAACAACUGAAAGAAAUUAAACUUUAAAUGUCAGGAUAGAGGUAUUGCUUAAAAAUAACUGUUAAAGAUUAUUUCAAACAAUUAAGCUCUGAAUGGUACUCUGCCUUUGUGACAUUCAUUUGAAAAUAAUGAGAUUUCUCUAGCUA
Messenger RNA from Camellia sinensis, 2075 nucleotides. Its product is annotated as protein EDS1L. Lineage: Eukaryota; Viridiplantae; Streptophyta; Magnoliopsida; Ericales; Theaceae. The record is from RefSeq and is a predicted model, not a curated record. Gene Ontology annotation, biological process: defense response; lipid metabolic process.